UCUACCGAAGUUGACGUAUGACUAGCUCAGUAAGGACAACACCAUCAGAAUUGAUAACCAGAUUGUAGAUGAAAUAAAAAAGUGCGUUUAAGCAUCGAUUUGUUUACGUGUCAAGAUGAACAUAUUUUAUUACAGAAUAAUUGUUGUUGUGUGCAUUAUCUUCCAGAUGCCAGAUAGAAAAAAGACAAGAAUUAACAAUCAGCGGUUGGAUGAGGAUUAAUUGGAAAGAUGAACUUAUUCCAUGGAAUGCGUCUGAGUAUGGUGACAUCAAUGAAGUCUUUAUGCAAGCUGGGACUCUGUGGCAGCCGGACAUUACACUCUUCAACAAUGUUGAUAGUGAUUUUGAACGUUACAAAAAAGGUCUGUAUCUCAAAAUAUUAUCCGACGGAACAGUCACUAAGGCCGCACCCGCGAUUCUCACAAGUUUCUGUCGAAUGGACGUCCGGUACUUUCCGUUCGAUGAGCAGCACUGCAACUUAAAAUUUGGAUCAUGGUUGUACCACGGCUGGCAACUUGAUAUUAAUUUUCCUGGUGGUAGUCAUGACGAGCAGACGGAAUUUGACGAGAAUGGCGUCUGGGAUCUUGCGUCCGUCCUCGGUAAAAAGCAGGUUUCAAUAUACAACUGUUGUCCCGAGCCCUUCCCAUCAUUGCAUUACACACUAAUUCUAAAACGACGACCAGAAUUCUUCAUGGGUAAUAUUUUGAUCCCGUGCGUGCUUCUAUCAUUUGUCACGAUGCUCGUUUUCUAUUUACCGCCAGAAUGCGACGGGAAGAUUUCGUUUGCAAUCACUAACCUGCUUGCGAUUAUUCUAUUCCAGCAGCUCAUCGCCGAAACGUUACCCCCAAGUGCCGAUAAUUCGCCGCUACUUAGUCGGUACUUUACUAUAUUGAUAUGCAUGGGAUCUAUUUCUAUACUAUUUACGGCUUUUGUACUAAACGUGUUCAACAAGAAUGGAGGAGUAAGAGCACCCAGGUGGUUGCGCGUACUGAUGCUGCGAAAAGUCGCUCGUAUAGUCUUCUAUACGCCACGAGCUGUAUCAGCGAGGAGAAACAACUGCGAAUCAGACGGAAAACAUAAGAAAAGCUGCAUGUAUGAAAAUGGCAUGUGCACAAAGAUGGAUGUCGUUAGGUCGGCGGUUAAUCAAAACAAUAAGAAACUUGAAGUCCCUGGUAACUGCAAUGGUCACGUGUUCCGAGAAACAAACAUCUUUGAAGGAAGCGAUAAACCAGACAACAAUCCACAAGCAAGUCACACUUGUCGCAUCGUUAAUAAAGAGUUGGAGGAUAUUUUAAAAGAAUUAAAAGGAAUUACAAAACGGAUGAAAGACGAUGAAGAAGAGACGAUGAUAUUAAUGGAAUGGAAAGAUAUUGGCGCGAUUCUUGAUCGUAUUUUUCUUCUGAUGGCACUGACAGUAGCAAUAGUAGCAACAUUAGUUAUCAUAGUAAUUCGAUUGACAAUAAAUGGUCAUGAAACACGUGAACAUCACGAACACUAGCCUGUUUGUGCAGUGAUGAUAAUAUCAUUAGGCCAUAGGUGUACUAUUGUAUACAUCGCUGAGUGGUUUUCAAUAUAUUUUGUUAUGGCUUGAUUAUAGUACACACCGAUAACCCAAUCAAUCAUUGGCAAAUACAACAAAAUGCGUUUG
Molecule: messenger RNA, 1646 nt
Organism: Anneissia japonica
Lineage: Eukaryota; Metazoa; Echinodermata; Crinoidea; Comatulida; Comatulidae
Product: neuronal acetylcholine receptor subunit alpha-7-like
Exons: 5
Coding region: 210-1496 (428 amino acids)
Biological process (GO): regulation of membrane potential; chemical synaptic transmission; signal transduction
Cellular component (GO): synapse; membrane; neuron projection
Molecular function (GO): extracellular ligand-gated monoatomic ion channel activity; transmembrane signaling receptor activity; neurotransmitter receptor activity
Source: RefSeq, a predicted model, not a curated record